AUGCUAGUCAGUCCAAUAAGGACUGCCAUGAAUAGGCAGGUAGGGAGGCCUUUGUUGCUUCAACUCCGUGCCAACUUCCAUCAACAGCAGCACCUUUCACCAGAAUUGGUAAAGCUACAUUCCGAACUUAAGCUGGAUGAAUUGCAACCAGACAAUACACCAGACUACGUACGUCUGGUACUACGCUCAUCUAUUUAUGAUGUUAUCUCAGAAUCUCCAAUUUCUCAUGGUGUGGGAUUAUCUUCUCGAUUGAAUACCAACGUUCAGUUGAAAAGAGAAGACUUGUUGCCUGUCUUCUCCUUCAAACUUCGUGGUGCUUAUAAUAUGAUAGCCAAAUUGGACGAUAGUCAAAAGAAUCAAGGUGUCAUUGCUUGUUCUGCAGGCAAUCACGCUCAAGGUGUCGCUUUUGCAGCCAAGCAUAUGAGUAUACCGGCUACCAUUGUGAUGCCUGUGUCAACUCCCUCUAUCAAAUACCAGAACGUCUCCAGGUUGGGCUCACAGGUUGUUCUGUAUGGUAAUGAUUUUGAUGAAGCCAAGGCUGAAUGUACCAGAUUGUCAGAAGAACGUGGAUUGACAAACAUUCCACCUUUUGAUCAUCCUUAUGUUAUCGCUGGACAAGGUACUGUCGCUAUGGAGAUUUUGAGACAGGUUCGAAACUCCGCGAAGAUUGGUGCUGUAUUUGUCCCAUGUGGUGGUGGUGGUUUAGUCGCCGGAAUUGGUGCAUACUUGAAGAGAAUUGCUCCACAUAUUAAGAUCAUUGGUGUCGAAACAUUCGACUCUGCAACUUUACACACUUCUUUGAAAAAUGGUAAGAGGACACCCCUAGCAAGUGUUGGUACUUUUGCUGAUGGUACUUCAGUUCGCAUGAUCGGUGAAGAGACAUUUAGAAUCGCACAAGAUGUUGUCGAUGAAGUUGUUUUGGUCGGCACUGAUGAGAUCUGCGCAGCUAUAAAGGAUAUUUUCGAAGAUACUAGAGGUAUUGUGGAACCUUCUGGAGCUCUGGCUGUCGCAGGAAUGAAGAAGUAUGUGACCCAGUUACAUCCUGAAAUCGAACACUCCAAACACACUUACGUCCCAAUUCUUUCGGGUGCCAACAUGAAUUUUGAUAGAUUGAGAUUUGUUUCUGAACGUGCAGUCCUAGGUGAAGGUAAAGAAGUCUUUAUGUUGGUUACUAUUCCUGACGUGCCAGGUUCUUUCAAGAAGCUGCAAAAAGUUAUUCAUCCAAGAGCUGUUACCGAAUUCUCAUACCGUUACAACGAACACCGUCACGAGUCGACUAGCGAAGUUCCUAAGGCUUACAUUUACACUUCCUUCAGUGUUGUUGACCGUGAAAAGGAGAUUAAACAAGUGAUGCAGCAAAUUCACUCCUUGGGAUUCGAAGCUGUUGAUAUUUCGGACAAUGAAAUGGCCAAGUCUCAUGGUAGAUAUCUUGUCGGUGGUGCUUCAAAAGUACCCAACGAAAGAGUCAUCUCUUUUGAGUUCCCAGAGAGACCAGGUGCACUAACUAGGUUCCUAGGUGGUUUGACCGAGUCCUGGAAUUUGACCAUGUUUCACUACAGAAACCAUGGUGCCGACAUUGGUAAAGUGCUGGUAGGAAUCUCUGUCCCUCCAAGAGAAAAUUUAACAUUCCAGAAAUUCUUGGAAGAUCUAGGCUACAGAUACCAGGAUGAGUCGGAUAACAUGGUUUAUCAAAAAUUCUUGAAAUAUUAA
Torulaspora delbrueckii is the source of this 1710-nucleotide messenger RNA. RefSeq names its product threonine ammonia-lyase ILV1 (gene ILV1). Bases 1 to 1710 code for a protein of 569 amino acids. Gene Ontology annotation, biological process: L-threonine catabolic process. The record is from RefSeq and is a predicted model, not a curated record. The transcript has a single exon. Gene Ontology annotation, molecular function: pyridoxal phosphate binding; threonine deaminase activity. NCBI's taxonomy places the organism in Eukaryota, Fungi, Ascomycota, Saccharomycetes, Saccharomycetales, Saccharomycetaceae.